AUGCAACCCUCGACGGCGCCGGCCUCUAGCUCUUCGUCGAGGCCUCAUGCUCCUGAACCCGCCGUCCGAAACCGCUCCUCCGAACCUGCCGGAGUGUUGUCCGCUUCACUAAACAAUGACUCGGGUUCAUCUGUCUCUUCUCAAGCGAUAUCCACGCCGCCCACCUCACCAUUACACCCAGAAAAUGGUUCUUCCAUUCAGCAGUUAUCUUCACGAGUCACACACCGCUCGGAUGCGUCUUCCAAGAAACCUGGGAAAAAGCGAGGUACAUCUUUCUUCAGCUUUUUCACGUUAAAAGAGCCAUCGACAGAGGCAUUUGCAAAUUUCCAGACAGACGUUAGACGGCAAGUUGCUUCUCACAAUGGUCGGCCAAUGGCAGUCGGUUUACCGGGCGUGUCAUCUGCAAAGCUGCCAGAAUCUGUACCCAAAGUCAAUUCAAAGUGGGAUGGACUUCCACAGGCUGUUCGGGAUCGGGAACGUCAGCAGCGGGAGCAAAGGCGAAGUGCUCGUCUUUCGGGUAUCUCAAGCGGAACAGGCAUGUCAAGUAUACUCGGUCGAACAUCCAGUCGGUCUUCGUCCUCGGCCGUGUCUUCAGACAGUACUCGUGGGCGGCACGGCACCCGCGUUUCCGGUUUUAGUGACAGGAGCGAUGAUUUGGAAGCGCUCUUUUCUGAUAGAAGUGCGAAUGCAAGGCCUCCUAGUUUGUCAAGCAGUUCCGACACGAAGAGUGGUCGGCAUAGCCCCAAGUCGCUGUCGCCGGCCAGAGCAGCACCAGCCAGUAUAUCAGGCACAGGCCUUCCAGUUCUCGAAGAACCUGAGGAAGAUUUCGAGCAUGAUGUUGUGCAGGCUAUGUCAAUCUUCACGGAUGGAUCACCAGAGUCUUUGGAGUCCACAAAGGACCCGGUAUCCCAGCCGCCAAUCACGAAUGCACAAGCCAAGAACUUAUCUCCCACAGAUGCAAUCGACAAACGUGCACCUGGUGUGAGUUAUACUUCUACUGGAAAACGAUACAUCAACUUUUCCAAGCCGCAUCCGCGCGGCUCUAUUGCCAGGCCAUCUCUGCCUACUGUACCGGAACCACCACCAAAGUCGGCCAGAAGAAAGGCGAAACCUUUACCAUUUCCUGCUGGGGAAGCGCAGCCUCUGGAAUUGCCAGACUAA
This is a messenger RNA of Xylona heveae TC161, 1161 nucleotides long. RefSeq lists its product as hypothetical. Bases 1 to 1161 code for a protein of 386 amino acids. The record is from RefSeq and is a predicted model, not a curated record. NCBI's taxonomy places the organism in Eukaryota, Fungi, Ascomycota, Xylonomycetes, Xylonales, Xylonaceae. The transcript has a single exon.